CUCAGAACGGCGAGACACUCAUUCAUGCCCAGCUGAUGGUUCACGAACGACCUUUGUUCUAUUUCAGGACAUCAAUCUCUCUCCCAAAUACUUUCUACUUUGGAAACAUCGCCGGUCUCGAUAUUCAUUCAUACCCUUUCUCCUGAACCUUUUUGUUACCUGUCUCUCUCUCUCUCUCUCUCUCUCUGUCUCUCCCAUCUCCAAUUCCUCUCCCACCCGUGAGACGACCCUACCCAUCUACAUAGUACCCCUCCCAACAGGCCGGCCCUGUUUGAAUUUCCUUCUCGAAACAGAACGAACGAGCCGCCGCUGCGGUCCCCCGGAGGUAACUCAUCAUUUGCUACGUACUUCGAUCGUAGUUGCGAACGCCCGCACCCAGACCCAGUCAUGGCUUCGCAGGCCGGCGCACAGAAGCCUCAGAUCCAGCCAUGUCGUUACAAGACAGGUGCGGCUUUUCCAAACUCACGUCGAGCGGAGGGCCGGGGCGGCGAGAACCGGUCGUCCGUAACGUGUGAGGCAUGCGCUUACCCUUCCCAACAGGAAAGACUCUAGGAGCAGGCUCAUACUCGGUGGUGAAAGAAUGCGUGCACAUCGACACGGGAAGGUAUUAUGCCGCGAAAGUCAUCAACAAGCGACUGAUGGCGGGACGUGAGCACAUGGUCCGAAACGAAAUCGCCGUCCUCAAAAGAGUGUCCGUGGGACAUCGCAACAUUUUGACCUUGGUCGAUUACUUUGAAACCAUGAACAAUUUGUACCUCGUGACGGACCUCGCCCUCGGAGGAGAAUUGUUCGACCGAAUCUGCAGAAAAGGUUCAUACUAUGAGUCCGAUGCCGCCGACCUGAUUCGAGCCACCUUGUCGGCAGUCGCUUACCUCCACGACCACGGUAUCGUGCACCGAGACCUCAAACCCGAGAACCUCUUGUUUCGGACGCCGGAAGACAAUGCAGACCUUUUGAUUGCCGACUUUGGAUUGUCGCGGAUCAUGGACGAGGAAAGAUUCCACGUCUUGACCACCACGUGUGGAACACCGGGAUACAUGGCUCCGGAGAUCUUUAAGAAGACGGGUCACGGAAAGCCUGUCGACAUAUGGGCCAUAGGUGUCAUCACGUACUUUUUGCUGUGCGGGUACACCCCCUUUGACCACGACAGCAACCUCGAAGAGAUGCAGGCCAUCCUCGCCGCCGACUACUCCUUCACGCCCGUCGAGUACUGGCGCAACGUGUCGGAGACGGCCCGGGAUUUCAUCAACCGGUGCCUGACCAUCGACCCCCGCGCGCGCAUGACGGCCCACCAGGCCCUGCAGCACCCCUGGAUCAAACCCGAGGACCCGACCAGCCCGGAGAAGGCCCCCGGCGAGGGCCAGGACCUCCUGCCGACGGUCAAGAAGAACUUCAACGCGCGUCGGACGCUGCACAAGGCCAUCGACACGGUGAGGGCCAUCAACAAGCUCCGCGAGGGCGGCGGCUUGAUGGCGGGAGGGGCGCACAUGGACGGAGCGAUGAGCGUCGACCCGAAACCCAAGGCCGAGAUGGUCAACGGGAGCAAGGUGCUCAACGACCAGGGUCAGCAGAUCCACGGCGAGGAGGCCGUGGGGGGUGGCGGCGGCGGCGGCGGCGGCGAGCAGCAGCAGCACGACGACGGGGACGCCAUGGAGGUCGACUCGAGGGGCAACGCCCGGGGUCAGACCGAGGACCAGAUUCAGCGGCAGCAGCAGAAGAUCACCGACACGGUUCGUGGGUUGUGGGGGAGUAACAAGCACUGAAUUGCUUUAAAUCGAUCUUGAUUCGAUGAGUUUUGGGUCUGUGGAGAGUUGAUCGGUUAGCCUAGCCAGCCCGUGAGAGCCCAGAUGAGAUUGAACGACAAUAGAAAGCCCUGAAAACAAAAGAACCAAGAAACAAAAUUCGAAACAAAAAGAGAAGGUGAAUCACGCUUCUUGAAAGCAAAAAAAGAGAAUAUGACGAAUAUGAUGAAACCUUUUUAUUUAUUUUGGCGCUC
Messenger RNA from Exophiala oligosperma, 1996 nucleotides. RefSeq lists its product as hypothetical. The record is from RefSeq and is a predicted model, not a curated record. NCBI's taxonomy places the organism in Eukaryota, Fungi, Ascomycota, Eurotiomycetes, Chaetothyriales, Herpotrichiellaceae. Bases 519 to 1763 code for a protein of 414 amino acids. Gene Ontology annotation, molecular function: ATP binding; calcium/calmodulin-dependent protein kinase activity; calmodulin binding. The transcript is spliced from 5 exons. Gene Ontology annotation, biological process: cellular response to oxidative stress; protein phosphorylation.